GUGUGUUAGAGAGAGAGAGCGCUCGGCGGACAGCGCGGUGCAUGCCGGCGGUCUGAGCUCACACUCACAGCCCUAUGCCCUGACACAGGAAGCGGACGGAACGCUGCGAGCAUGGGCCUCAUAUUCGCCAAGCUGUGGAACUUUUUCUGCAAUCAAGAGCACAAAGUUAUAAUUGUGGGACUUGAUAAUGCAGGGAAGACUACUAUCCUUUAUCAAUUUUUAAUGAAUGAAGUUGUUCACACAUCUCCGACUAUUGGAAGCAACGUAGAAGAAAUUGUAGUUAAGAAUACACAUUUUCUGAUGUGGGAUAUUGGAGGCCAAGAAUCUCUGCGCUCAUCGUGGAACACCUAUUAUUCAAAUACAGAGUUCAUUAUCUUGGUUGUUGAUAGUACGGACAGAGAGAGACUUUCAAUUACAAAAGAAGAGCUAUACCGAAUGUUGGCACAUGAGGACUUGAGGAAGGCAGCUGUGCUUAUCUUUGCAAACAAACAGGACAUGAAAGGGUGUAUGUCGGCAGCUGAUAUUUCAAAAUACCUCACCCUUAGCUCUAUAAAGGAUCACCCAUGGCAUAUCCAGUCCUGUUGUGCCCUCACAGGAGAGGGAUUAUGCCAAGGCCUUGAAUGGAUGACUUGCAGAACUGGAGUAAGAUAACAUGGUACAACACACAGGACUUGUAUUUAUUCUGUGACCUUAAACAGUCUCCUCAAGUACCCUACAAUAUCACGAUGCUUGAUUCAUAACAAAUUCAAUCGCUCUCUCUCUCAGCCACACUUGAAUCAAGUGCAGGCGUAUUGGAAAAGAACUGAAAUAGAUCUCCAUGAACCAUAAACAACCUCAAUGAACAAAAAAAUAUUUUAUAUAUAUAUCUAACAGUUCAUCUGUUGUACAGCCAGAGUCAAAUCAAUGCAAACACUGCCGUUGUUUUCAACUCUUUCCAUCAAGGAUACUUAAUGGGUCAAGAUAUAUAUGUAUUUUUUUAAUUUUUUUUUUUUUGUACCAUGUUUUGGGAGAUGUCAGAGAGAGCAUUAUACUGUACAGCCAUGUGCUAUGACUUUAUUUAAAUAUAUUACACUUUUUUUUUUUUAGUCAUUUAAGCUAUUGAUCAGCAUAUCAUUGUAGAGUAUGGAAUGUUGAUCUUUUUAACACUUGCGUGUCUGGAUAUGUGCAACCCUCUCCCUGGUACUCAAGGUAUUUUAUUUAUUGUACAUUUAAUCUGUCUUCUUCAUAUAACAUUUUACGGCUUACCCCAAUCACUAACUGCAGUCUUAUUUGAAAUGUAUUUUUUUUAUUUUAAAGCCUACUGUUUGCAUUCUAGGAAAUUGAACUUAUAACAUCUUAAAAUUCUCAGUGUUGUUAGAAGGGGUAUUUGUUACAGACCCUUCCUAAUGCACUGUGGAAACCUCGGAAAUAUAGCAGUUUCCUAUUUUAAGUUUUUGCUAGAAUAAACUUUUAAUGUAAGGAGGGCAAAUAGGGCAAUGGAUUCUUACCUGUAAGGAAUUGAAUUAUAAUUUAGCUUUUUGGGGGUAUUAUAUGUUGUAGUUGUUUUUUUUUUUUUUUU
Molecule: messenger RNA, 1558 nt
Organism: Pelobates fuscus (common spadefoot toad)
Lineage: Eukaryota; Metazoa; Chordata; Amphibia; Anura; Pelobatidae
Gene: ARL5B
Product: ADP ribosylation factor like GTPase 5B
Exons: 6
Coding region: 112-651 (179 amino acids)
Biological process (GO): intracellular protein transport; vesicle-mediated transport; protein localization to Golgi membrane
Cellular component (GO): cytoplasm; trans-Golgi network
Molecular function (GO): GTP binding; GTPase activity
Source: RefSeq, a predicted model, not a curated record